Scomber scombrus (Atlantic mackerel) is the source of this 225-nucleotide messenger RNA. RefSeq lists its product as uncharacterized. The record is from RefSeq and is a predicted model, not a curated record. NCBI's taxonomy places the organism in Eukaryota, Metazoa, Chordata, Actinopteri, Scombriformes, Scombridae. The annotation marks the transcript as partial. The transcript is spliced from 3 exons.
AUGAGGUGGAAACAGUUGUCUCCUUUAAAUAAAGAAGAGCAUCCAGUGCUGUUACAGAAAAACUUUGUGUCACGAACAGGAGACAGAGAGAGAGAGAGAGAGAGAGGGAGAGAGAGAGAGAGAGAGAGAGAGAGAGACAAAGAGAGGGAGAGAGAGACAGAGAGGAUAGAGAGAGAGAGAUACAGAGACACAGAGAGAGAGAGACAGAGAGAAAGAGAGAGAGAC